AAUGGCCCGAGCCUCUAUCAGCAGUCGUGGAAGACACGUUGCGCGUGCCCAUGGUCUGCACACCGACUCCAGAAAGCACGUCUGGUCGCGGUGCUUCAGUGGCUCCCAAGACUCCAAGCUAAUCGCACCAUUGCUCGAUUUUGUCGCGUUUCGCCGUGCUUUCAUUGUGAUACAGUGCACUUCGCAGACUACAUUUCGUAGGUUCUCUCGCAUCUCGAUUCAUUUCCCUUUGAGACUCGAUACACGUGGAAAGCAAACGUUUUUCCUUGGUUUUAAAUGUUUAUGAUUCUUCAUCCAUCGUGAAAAUCGUCAGUGAAGGUGGCCACGCUGUGAAAAUAACUGAUAGCAGCUUCGGAGAAUUUUUGUCAGAUGGAAAUACUUGUGUAUCCCUUUUCGAAGAUUAAAGUAAUUGCAAUACGAAAUGUAUCAGGGUUUCUUUGGGACACAGUGAUUUUCUAUUAAUUUAGCUUUCUUUGCUAUUCGACUUUUAUGAAUCGUUCUCCUCUUAUUUUAAUAUAAGUAUCCCUUGCAGGCUUAAUUUCUCGAGCCUAAAUUAAAUUUUCAAUAAAUUCAAUAUUACCUUGGCUCGAUAAUUUUAAAUUCGAUGCAUGUUCGAAUCCACCCUUCGUUCUCCAUCGAUCGUCCCUUACAUUGGAAAAAAAUGGUACCUCUGUAUCUGUCAGCCACCCAGAUUGUUGCAUUCCAUGUAUCGAUUCGAGGUGUAGCGUAAUUGAGAGCGAGAAAACCUCCCUUUAGUCUGAAGUACAGUGAAAAUUACCAGUGCACGUUAGUCUCCGUGGAGAUUUGGACGGGACACUCGGGCGGAAAAAAGAAAAAUGGCCACAGACACGCUGAGCGAGCGGCUGUCCAGCAAGCUUCACCUGCAGACCAAGACCGUGGGCGAGGAGAGGAUAAAAAGGGCGAAGGAGAAGGACGAGGAUGUCGCGAUAUUCAGCAUGUUCCCCAUGGAGGGCGACCCUAAGUUCAGGUGCUGCCUGGGGAAGGACUGCGUCUUGGGUGACCCCAAGAAGGCGGAACCAGGUACGAAGAAGAUGGAGUACAAGACCAGACAGUGGCACGAGAAAUGCUUCUGCUGCGUGGUGUGCAAGAAUCCGAUCGGAACGAAGAGCUUCAUUCCGCGGGAACAGGAGAUCUACUGCGCAGGAUGCUACGAGGACAAGUUCGCCACUCGGUGCGUCAAGUGCAACAAGAUCAUCACCAGCGGUGGCGUGACGUACAAGAACGAGCCGUGGCACAGAGACUGCUUCACCUGCAGCAACUGCAACAAUUCCCUUGCUGGACAACGAUUCACUUCGCGCGAUGACAAGCCAUACUGCGCCGACUGCUUCGGGGAGCUGUUCGCCAAGAGAUGCACCGCCUGCUCCAAACCGAUCACCGGCAUUGGCGGCACUCGCUUCAUCUCUUUCGAGGACAGGCAUUGGCACAACGACUGCUUCAUCUGCGCGGGCUGCAAGACUUCGCUAGUCGGCCGUGGCUUCAUCACCGACAACGAGGACAUCAUCUGCCCCGAGUGCGCCAAGAUGAAGCUGAUGUAAGGCGUCGAGCAACGAUAUCGAACAAACGAAGAAAAGGUGGAAGAAGGGUGGAGAGAACCGAACCAACGAAGAUCCACUGGUCCCACAGUUCGACGCGGACAGGCCAUCCUACCCCCGCUGACGAUUCCUCCCCCUUUGGAACGAGAAGACUCCGUUCCUUAAACAGAAACAAAAAAUAUUAACAUAAACGAUCGAGUUUAAUCGCGAACAAUAUUUGAUUGGAAGCUGUCGUUCGACGGCGAUUUCAGGAAUCCGGCGCCGAUGGGGAUCACCGUGUCCCUACCCACUCCUCGAGUAUAUUUUCAGGAAAUAUAUAAUAUACGUCUCUCUGUAUACCCAUCGCUGGGAGACACGGUGAUUCCCAUCUAGAACCGCGGAAAAAAAUACACCCGUCUGGGACGAUCUCUUCGUGUCGAUCGUGCCUCGAGAAGCGAGCCCCGAUCGCUCUUCGUUCAUCGAGGUCGAGUCUUUGGGGAUCGCUUCUCAGCUUCGUAGUUUUAGAGGCCGUAGUCGUUUGUGAUUUUUCAAUCUCUCCGUCGCUCGAUUCUCGUUGAAAAUCGAGACGAGCCGCUAACGUAGGGACGAAACGAACAAUGCCUUGAAGAGUCCGUGAAUAAAACCGCCUUAAACGUAAUUACUAUCGUCGGGAGUCGUUACAUUGUGUUGAUUAGGAAAGAACGAAGCCGCGUACCGUCGUGAAUUGUUAUUAACGUUAUUGUUUUAUUAUUAUUAUUAUUUUCUUUUCGCUUACUCGCGACGAGCUAGGGGAGAGGAACGAUCGCGAUUAACGCAAGGAAAAUGAAGAUGAAUCCUAUAUAUAUAUAUAUAAAUAUAUAUAUUCUUAUCGAAAACUAAAUUUGAUAUACGUACCGUAAAUAAUGUUAUUUUUAUUUAACUUAAAACUCACGCGAAUAGACCGACACUCACACACACACUCACACGUGGACAUGUCAUACACACACACAGACACGCCGACGCACCCCUUCGCUAAGCGACACUGUACAGUAAGACUCGUGCGAACACCGAGAAUGUAACGAAACGGUGGAAUCCCAAGAUGGCUCGCGUGCAGGAUCGCGUGGGGGUUCUAAAACUCGCCUACGACCAAGGAAGACCUAGGUACCACGUUAGAGACCUAGUUCAUCAAGCUUAGACUCUGAAUCCUUCAACCUGAUCCUUAAAACCUAGGACCGAGACCCUCGAGGACCAAAACAAUCCUGACAUCUAGACCUAGGGAUUCGGAUUUUUCGGGUCCAAGCACCUUCAACUCCGUACCUUCCUCUGCCCUCCAACGAAAGCUGGUCUCUGCACCCGAGCCAAAAAAUUAACGCAUGUGCUCGUGCGCCAACCAAGAUGGUUUACGACAGGGACGAUCGACCUUCUCCCUCGAUCGCUACUGUUUUCUCUGUCUAGAGAAAUAAUAGUAUUAAAAGAAACACGAAUAAUCACACGCACUCACGACACGCAUCAACGGGACGAGUGUGCGGGCACGCACACGCGGAAAACACUAAUUGUGGCCUUAUCCGCACGAGUACAUAGGUGGUAACUAACUUCUUACAAAAUAAUUAUCGUUACAUCGGUAAACUGGACCGAAGGACAGUAACUUGUCGUGCUACUAGCGCUCGUAGCGAUGGAACGACGAAACACGUUUCGUUCUGUCGUUGACGGGCUAGUAGUUCGAUAGAGAAUUGUGCUUUUGGUCCAUUGUACCUAUUAGAAAUUUAUUACACAUCGUCGACGCGAGGAAGAAAUAGCGUGCAAGCGAACGGGCGAACAAACGGUAGCGUGGACCUCUAUAGAGACGAAAGAACAACAAAAAAAUACAUUCGAAAAUGGUUUAAAAAAAAAAAAAAAUAUAUAUAGAAGAGAAACGUUCGACGCGCGAACAACAAAGGAUCGUGAUGACCAAUAAAUUACACGUGCUAUAUAAUGUAUGUUCUUACCGAUCACUCACAUACUAAUCGCCUUAAUUAGUAAACGAUAAAGAGCAGAGAUUAUUCUAUAUUCAGCGUAUCGUAUACACUGUUAUACUGUGAAAUUGAUAAAUAAAUAAAUGUAAUUAUUUACAA
Messenger RNA from Hylaeus volcanicus, 3622 nucleotides. RefSeq names its product four and a half LIM domains protein 2. Gene Ontology annotation, molecular function: transcription coregulator activity. The record is from RefSeq and is a predicted model, not a curated record. Lineage: Eukaryota; Metazoa; Arthropoda; Insecta; Hymenoptera; Colletidae. The coding region runs from base 837 to 1556 and encodes 239 amino acids. Gene Ontology annotation, cellular component: Z disc; nucleus. The transcript has 4 exons.